Molecule: messenger RNA, 2751 nt
Organism: Anopheles moucheti
Lineage: Eukaryota; Metazoa; Arthropoda; Insecta; Diptera; Culicidae
Gene: U2af50
Product: splicing factor U2AF 50 kDa subunit
Exons: 6
Coding region: 137-1501 (454 amino acids)
Biological process (GO): mRNA processing
Cellular component (GO): commitment complex; nuclear speck; nucleus
Molecular function (GO): pre-mRNA 3'-splice site binding; poly-pyrimidine tract binding
Source: RefSeq, a predicted model, not a curated record
AAACUUUGACAUUAACCGUAUUGUUGCCGCUUUUUCCAAUCACGAAAAGGCUUCCGCAUCGCUAGAAAAUAGCAAAAUUGUGCAGAAAACAGUAAAUCCUACGUAGAUAAUCGUUUGUCCGAGUCAAACAAACGAAAUGUCUGACCGUGAUCGUGAAUAUCGUGGUGGAGGAGGUGGUCGUGGUGGCGGAGGUGGCGGUGGAGGAGGAGGAGGCGGCGGCGGUGGUGGUGGCGGAGGUGGUGGUGGCGGUGGACGCCAUCGGUCGCGGUCCCGCGAGCGUCGCCGAAGCCGUUCCAGAAGCCGUGGAGGCGAUCGGAGAAGAUCGUCGCGUUCCCGUUCGCCUUACCGAAAGCAUCGUUCGCGUAGGCGCAAACCGUCGCUAUACUGGGAUGUUCCGCCGCCAGGCUUCGAGCACAUUACUCCGCUGCAGUACAAAGCGAUGCAGGCUGCAGGGCAGAUUCCGGCUAAUAUAGUGGCGGACACACCGCAGGCAGCUGUCCCGGUGGUCGGCUCAACCAUCACGCGCCAGGCGAGAAGGUUGUACGUGGGCAACAUACCGUUUGGCGUUACGGAGGAGGAAAUGAUGGAGUUCUUUAAUCAGCAAAUGCAUCUGUCCGGUUUGGCCCAGGCUGCCGGUAAUCCGGUACUUGCCUGCCAGAUCAAUCUGGACAAGAACUUUGCGUUCCUGGAGUUUCGCUCGAUCGACGAAACCACACAAGCCAUGGCAUUCGAUAGCAUUAAUUUUAAGGGACAAAGUUUGAAGAUUCGAAGACCGCACGAUUACCAACCCAUGCCCGGUAUGACCGAUUCAGCGGCGGUCAAUGUUCCCGAAAAAUUCUCCGGUGUCAUCAGCACUGUGGUACCCGACUCACCGCACAAGAUAUUCAUCGGUGGUUUGCCGAACUAUUUGAACGAGGAUCAGGUAAAGGAGUUGUUGCUCUCGUUCGGUCAACUGAAGGCGUUCAAUCUGGUCAAGGACGCCGCGACAGGUCUGGGCAAAGGUUACGCCUUUGCUGAGUACGUGGAAUAUACGACUACCGAUCAGGCAAUUGCAGGGUUGAACGGUAUGCAGUUGGGUGAUAAAAAAUUGAUCGUACAACGUGCCAGUGUAGGAGCGAAGAACUCGAACGCUGCCGUCGUAGCGCCAGUACAGAUUCAGGUACCGGGACUUUCGCUUGUCGGUUCAUCUGGUCCACCGACUGAGGUGCUUUGCUUACUGAACAUGGUCACACCGGACGAGCUGAAGGACGAGGAAGAGUACGAGGAUAUUCUUGAGGACAUUCGGGAAGAAUGUAACAAGUACGGUGUGGUGAGGAGUGUAGAAAUCCCUCGGCCCAUCGAGGGUGUUGACGUGCCCGGCUGUGGCAAGGUAUUUGUCGAGUUCAACUCAAUCGUCGACUGUCAGAAAGCGCAGCAAGCACUUACUGGGCGCAAGUUUAGCGAUCGUGUCGUCGUUACGUCGUACUUCGAUCCAGAUAAGUAUCAUCGACGAGAGUUUUAAGGACAUAUGACAGAGUUCACGCUGCAAUAUGCGCUUGAUGGAGGAGUGUGAUUAAUGUAUACUGUGACGAUCGCUCCAAAUUUGACAACAUGAAUCGUAUUAUUCCGUUAUUUCUUUUUUCUCAUUUUUCCCUACUAUCGUUCCCGGUUAGUAGUCUCCCUAUUGGUGGGUUGAUUGUGACAUAAUGUAUUCGUCGGCCCAUGACGCUACGUUGGAUGAUAGUCCCUAAGUCGAACGUCGGCGUUAGAGAUUGAACCUGGAUAAUUUCAAUUGUUUUGGACAUGUCGUAGAAUUUGUGCAUCCUGCUAUUGGUGCACUACCAGAAACACAUGCCCUUUAGUAUCAUCAUUUAGUAUCAUUGCUUUAGCAAAUCGGCAGAUUGAAUUGGGGCAAUGUAAACUUUUUAAGCGGCCCGAUGGUGUAUUGGUAAUGACACCUGUCUUCACACAAUAGGACCGGUCCAAAAUUCCAUCCGGACUAAUCUUGCGUACGCAGGACUAAAGGACGCAAAGAAAGCCAGAAUGGGCAGGCCUAGACCUUCUGAGGAUAUUGUGCCGGUAAAGAAGAAGAAACUAUUUAACGCAGCUAAUUUUCAACAUACUUCCAUUCAGAUUCAAGCUUAUAUUCCGCGUGUCUUAAAUUUGAUGGACUCGGGUGAAAUAACGCUCAUGUUUGAAAGUUAUAGAGCCUACUUUCCCGGUUGUUCUUUAUGCCUUUAACAUUUUUGUGGAUUGAAAACAAAAACAAAAUUAACAAAAAUCUAAACAAAUUUUUUAGUCAAUGUCACCUAGCAUUUUAUGUUCGAUAAUCGAACUCAGAUGCUCAGAUGCAGUGUAUUUUGGGGGCUAUCUGUACCGAGAUUAUACAAACUAUUUUGGAAAAAGCUAAUGAAUAAUUUGUUACGAUAAUUGUGAAAAUAAUACGGAACAUUGUGUAUGCUUAUCCUAAAAUCUUAGUCGAUGCAAUUCUCGUUUGCAUUUUGUUCAGCGAUCGUGUACAAUCUACACAUGACUAAACUCAACGUCCGGACCAAAGUCGACAGCGACCUAAACUAUAUGUCUUGCAAUGAAAGUUCACAGCAGAUUAACAGCAUCGAUUUUUAAAGUCCUCUCGUUUACUUGCGCAAUCGUUUAUAGUGUAACUUACUAUAGAUGUUUAAGAUAAGAAAGAAGCGACGUACGUGAUGAUUGACGCAUGUAAUACAGUUGGAAAUGCCCAUGUUUUCAACUGCGACACUCGUGAAUAAAAGA